AUGACCGACAUAGGACCUGCUGAGACUCCAAGCUACGGCAACCCAAACCGAAUGCACGUCCUCGCCAAUGGCGAUAUCGUUGACUGUGGGACCUGUCGUUAUGGCUCCAAGUGUCAGUUUGCACACGGUGAGGAGGAACUGCGUGGUGUACUGCGCCACCCCAAGUACAAAACCACUCGCCGCAAGGCCUAUUUGUCUACGGGCAAGUGCAUGUAUGGUUCACGAUGCCGCUUCAUUCACACUCGACACCCUGGUGAAGAAGACCAGCGGUUUGUCAACUACGGCAGCAGCGACCUUUCGAGUACUGCAAGCGAGUCAGACGAUCAGGAGACGCAGUCGGAAGGAUUUUCUCUCGUGAACCCGUAUGGCAAUGGGCUGGAGCCGAUCGACCUGUCCCAGCCGUUUGGCGGCUUCAAUCAGCCAAUGUCAUUGGCACCCCUGUCUGGCCUGUCGCCGCCUAAGCCGGAGUUUGAUUCCUACCUAAGCCAGCACUCGUUCCUCGAUUAUUCGUUCCAAAGCAGCGACCUUGAAAUUUUGACUUGCGCAGCAGCAUUUCAAGUUGCUGCAGUGCCGAGGCUUGCACAGCAAUUCAACGCUCUGGAUCGUCGUGGCUUCUUCAAUGAUGCUGUUGGAUCUCAGGCUUUUGCGACGAUUCGGGUAGUGAUUGUCCCGCUUGUUUUAUCCAAGGUGAAGUCGUUUCCCGCCUUGUCGACGUUCAGCCAACUUUUGUGCGGCAAUACAGCAGUAUCAAUACUGCAUUCGGCACCUAUCGUCGGCGCUGGCAAUUUUUGCACUGCUUACGUCACACUCACUACAUGGCGAUUACGUAAAUACUGUCACGAGAAGCGAAUUCGUCGCCACCUCUGUUUCAACGGUCUUCAUUAUUACGAUGGGUCUGGCGCGCGCAGUGGACAUCUUUCGCCUUGGUUCGGUUCUUGCCUACACGUGAUCGUUGCCGUGCCGACAUAUCAAGCAAGACGUCUAUUUGAGCACCAGCUGUAUUUUGUCAUGGCGUUCAGUGGAAUCAUAUUCAUUAACGUGCUUAAUGCUCAGCUUCUCCUCCAUGUUUGCAAUGCUUAUCAAAAGGACUAUUCUACUUUACUCAUUUCGUCGUCUUCCAUUACGAAAUCGUCCUGA
Molecule: messenger RNA, 1137 nt
Organism: Peronospora belbahrii
Lineage: Eukaryota; Oomycota; Peronosporomycetes; Peronosporales; Peronosporaceae
Source: the annotation of a GenBank genome assembly